This is a messenger RNA of Cercospora beticola, 2109 nucleotides long. RefSeq names its product Anr2p (gene ANR2). Lineage: Eukaryota; Fungi; Ascomycota; Dothideomycetes; Mycosphaerellales; Mycosphaerellaceae. The record is from RefSeq and is a predicted model, not a curated record. Gene Ontology annotation, cellular component: lipid droplet.
CUUCCGAAGUCGAGCAGAUCGGUGAGGCUGGCGUGGGUCCAUGAAGCCAGGAAGUCUUGAAAGCUCCAGGCUCUCUCACCGAUCUCACGUCGGUAGGUCCAUGCCAUCUGUUUUUAUCGCACGGCUGUCUGCGACAUGGUUUGCGCCAGAACGUGUUGGAGCCAAGCACACAAGCACUGUCCCGCGCUUGGUUGUUUGUGCCUCAGGCAGAACACCAUAUGCUGACUGACCUUCACGUUGCUGUCGUGUCAUCCGCCUUCUUUCGAACGAACUAUUGACCAUGAGCAGACGAGAGAGGCGUCCGCCGGUGGUGGCCGUGUUCCUCGUAGUGUUCGACCAGAAGGUUGGCUACACCAUCUCCUGGAAACGCAGUGUGGACGAUGUUGACCUUGACGGAGUCGAAUUCAAAAGCCUACCCUCCGGACUGCACGCCGUGAAAGAGGAUCUGAUAUACUUCAUCCAAGGCGACCAUGCCGGUGUGACCGCCUUCGUGCAAGAGGAGGCCGAUGCGCGGCAGCGAAAUGCGAGCUUUGUUGCCGUUGGGGCAUUGAUUUCACUGAAUCACGGGCAGCUGGGACGUAGCUGGACGCAUGCAGAAGAGCUGCGAAGACUUGCAAAGGUGGUCGUGAAGCAGGCCUCAAAUACGGAGCCUUUGGAGGAGUUUUGGGAACAGCACAGAGCGGACAACGCAGAUCGGACAGCACCUUCGUCUCCAGUUGCAAGUCGCGCCGCUGGUGCCAAUGGCCUCGGGAGGAAGCGCCUCGCCUCAGAGGCAACGUUGGCGGGUUUUCAUGCCGAAUGGAGCUGGCCCUUAGACCACCCUGCACUACAUGUGCCUUCCAUGUUGGAAACCUUUGGUCCACUCCUGUUCCCGCUCCAUCGAGCUGCGCUAGCGAGACAACGCAUCCUGCUUCUCGGGAGUCCAUCAGUGCAGCACAACGCCAAUACAGUCUACCUCACAUCUGUUCUGUCCACUAUCUCACAGUCUUUCGCGGAAACUCUGCCUUCAGAAGCGGAACCAAUACUGCGAGGCUCACCGCUCUUCAGCGUCGGCAUACACGACAUUCCGGAUCUUACAGCUCGGGCUGUAGAUGUGGGAGGAUGGAUCGCCACUUCGACAGAUGACAUACUUGGCGACAAGAAGAAUCUCUACGACCUACUUGUGAAGCUUCCUGCACAGACAGCCACUAGCAAGGCAUGGCCGGAGCUCAUAACAAGCUCCGGGAGAGUUAUCAAGGCCUCUCAGCGGGACCUGCGAAGAUGGAAUUUGCUGCGGAGAGAAUUGAGAAGACUUCGGCGCCAGACUGUUACAAUGUUCGCUGACGAGUCGCCGUCAGUGAGCGAGAACGAUCAACGUCCAUUGCUCGAGCGUCGAGACACGAGCAGGGAAGCAAUUGGCGAAGUGGCAUUGCAGCAACGGGAUGAUACCGAGGCGGUAGAGCCAUCGUCAUGGUCCGCUAUGGCAUACCGCGGCUUCAUGUGGUGGGCGUCAGCUGGAGAUGUCAGUGCCUGGGAAAACGAAGAAUCCAAGGCUGAUGAAGAACUGCUCUUCGACAUGCCUGACAUCGGAGGCAUGUUCCCAGGCACCGCUGAUCAACGUACACAAGAAGACAAGGAGUCCGAGUUUGCGCGUGCGGCCGCGACGCUUCUGGUAGCUUACUUCAGGCGCGUCACAGAAAGCCUUCUGCGUCCGCUCGCCAGCAUUGUGGAGGCAGCGGAUGAUGCGACCGAAGAGGGUAUAGAAGAGGACGAGAUACGGCUCGAUGGCGACGACCUCCGUGCAAUGGGCCUAGACACAUGGAGUGAGCUUGACAAGCAAUUCGUCGAGCGGAUGUUAAAGAUCUGGUUCAGUCGCGAUGCUGCGAUCGCUGACAAUGGUGUGCGGAUCUGCGGCGUCAGGGUUUACUGAGCAGCCUGCAGCACAGGGACAGACAAAACGUGGGAGGCGACCACGUCGUGGUCUUGCUACGCUACGCCACGUCUCUGACACGGCUUGGACCUAGGGAAAUCAAAGCCUGUCGCCAACGCCGACAUAAGUAUUCUUCAGCUCAUUGAAGCCGCCGCGCAGUAGCGGUGACCAGCCGACACGUUUGCUUGAUCGCAGCUGUU